CUCCCGCGGUACGCCUGAGGUUUCGGGCCUCCUGGUAUCUAGAAAUCUAUCCCAACCACUCCGAGCUCGCACGCCUUUAACUGAAGAAAUUACUCCACCGUCAAAUCUCACCCGCCUGGAAAUCACCCAGAGCCACUCAAAUCCUCAAUAUGGCUCAGACGUCACAGCUGAAUCAGGCUUGGCGAGAGGGCAUGGCGCUGUUGAUCAACAAAGAUGUACGACCUUGAGUGAUAUAAAACCCAUCCUUUGAUGUCUUAGGUACCUUCUCUUCGGUCGAUAGAUCAAUGGUGAUGCUCCAUCGAUACUAAAUAAAUACUCACCUCGCCAGCUCAAUCACGCCUGCAAUACUCUCUUCACCAUCCCAACAGACUCUCUUUCAACAUGGCUCGAACCAUCUUAAUCACAGGAUGUUCUGACGAAGGACUUGGAGCUGCUCUCGCCACGGAAUUCCAUAAAAAUGGCGAUCGCGUGAUUGCCACGGCACGCAACCCAGCUAAAAUGAGUGUUCUCAAGUCCCAGGGCAUCGAGACCGUGACCCUUGAUGUGUUAUCAGAAGAAUCAUUCAAGACCGCCGUGGAGGAAGUGUCACGACUGACCAACAACACGCUCGACAUGCUGAUCAACAACGCUGGCCUCGGAUACUCGUCACCUCUACUGGAGGCCGACAUGGCCAAGGCCGAGGCCAUUUUCAAAGUCAAUGUCUUUGCUCCUUUUCGCGCCGUCCAGGCGUUUAUGCCUCUACUGCGCAAUUCCACCAAGGGCGCGUUCGUGGUCAACAAUACCUCGAUCGCCAGUGUGACGCCAGUACCGUUCCAGGGAGCCUAUGGAGGUUCCAAAGCCGCUAUUGCCUCGAUGACCGAUAGUCUCCGUUUGGAAUUGCAGCCGUUCAAUAUCCGAGUCAUUGAGUUGAAGACCGGCAGUGUGACCUCCAAAUUCUUCAACAAUACCAAUGGUUUUGUCGGCACGAUGCCCAAAUUGUCGCCCGAGUCUAUCUACCAGCCUGCAGCUGAGUCCAUUGAGCGCUUCAUGUGCGGCAGUAAUCUGAAGUCUAUGCCUUCCGACGUUUGGGCCCGAAACGUCGUCAAAGAUCUCAGUGUCUCAGAUCCCCCUUCGCAGAUUUGGCGUGGCGCGGAAACUACAAAGGUCUGGAUGUCCACUUGGUUGCCCCAUGGCUCCAUGGACGGCUUUUUGAAACAAAUGACCGGUCUAUCUGAUCUAGAGAAGAAGCUGAAGGACGACGGCGCAAAAAAGACGAAAUAGGCAAGGAUUCAUUCCAUCAGUCAGUGUUAGCGGUGUGAUGUGAGAUAGAUGGGUAAUGAUUAGACACGUUUUCAGCUCUCCAUUGACAACACUCAAAGUCAUGUUCUUCAGCAACCCCGUGAAGUUCUUGUGAUGCUACG
Molecule: messenger RNA, 1400 nt
Organism: Exophiala mesophila
Lineage: Eukaryota; Fungi; Ascomycota; Eurotiomycetes; Chaetothyriales; Herpotrichiellaceae
Exons: 1
Coding region: 382-1260 (292 amino acids)
Biological process (GO): phosphatidic acid biosynthetic process; triglyceride catabolic process
Cellular component (GO): endoplasmic reticulum; lipid droplet
Molecular function (GO): acylglycerone-phosphate reductase (NADP+) activity; triacylglycerol lipase activity
Source: RefSeq, a predicted model, not a curated record